UCGAUCAAAUAUUGUUGUUACAAUUCGGCUCUGCGAUGAGAUCCAGGGAGAAGUCUCCGUUUCGCGUGCACCGAGAAGACAGUGCUCGGGGGAUGGGCUGUGUAGCAAAAAUGUAAAGCAUUACGCUCUCACUCUUCGAAGUCACGUUCAUCCAACUGCACGUCUUAUUGUUCAUCGACGGGUGCAUCUAUGUGUAUCCAUAUAUCUAUAUAUAUGGCUCGCCAUUUGAAAUCAAUGGAAAACAAUACACCUCGGUUCCGUGACAAAUGCUUGGAUUAGGUUUUCAUGCAUCGUUCAAGAACCUCGAUGCUCUUGCAAUUCUUAGAUUAUGUAAUGCCAAUAAGCAGUUCCAACUCGCAUUCAACGAUAAGCAGGUCGUCAUUGAAUAUCAGAAGGAAGUCAGCGAGAGUUCAAGAAAAAGACAACAAAGAAAGUCAAUUUCUAACGAUUGCACCCGCCCUACCUGUUCUAACCAAAGCUCCAGUCAUUCAGAAAUUAACGAAACGUUCUUACAGUACUUACAGCUCGUCAAGCUCAAGCUACCAAACCAAAAAUGAUCAAGUCGGAGGCUGCAAUGUCGUCAAUCUGCAGCAAUCAGAAGAAGGUGAAUUUGUGGUGGCUAGUCGAGAUCCUCAGGAGCGCGAGAAAAAUCCCGACAGAAUAUGUUUGGAUAGAAGAGGACUGACGACGUUUCCCUACAUAGUCGACGAGCCGAGACUCCGCUUGAUGUCCCUCCAACACAAUUUGAUUUCAAAAAUAGAGAAGAAUCAACUGAUGCACCAUAGCAAAUUAGUAUUUUUGGAUCUUUACGAUAAUCAGAUCGACAAGUUCUGUGACUUUGAAUCUUUGGAGAAUCUCCGGGUGUUGUUGAUGGGUAAAAAUAAAAUUAAAAAAAUCGAAGGCUUGAAGGGACUGACAAAACUAGAAGUACUGGAUCUACAUGGCAAUCAAAUAGUACAAGUAUCGGGCCUCGAGAACUCGAGUUUGCUGAAAGUUCUGAAUUUAGCUGGAAACAAUAUAAAGAAUAUCGGUUUCAAUGACUUUCAUGGUCUGUCUAGUCUGCGCGAACUGAAUUUGAGACGUAACAAAAUCAAGAAGCUGCUGGGCUUCGAAGGCACUCCGCUUUUGCAAAAAUUGUACCUCAGCAACAACGACAUUCAAAAGAUAGAAGACAUGAGUAGUUUGGCCAAAGCACUGCAAAUCAAGGUCAUAACCAUCGACGGCAAUCCAGUGACUCUUACGGCCGAAUGCGUCUCGUUUCUUGUAUCCUACCUGCCAAAUCUCCAGAGUAUCUCCUCGAUGCAAGUCACGGAGCAAAUACGCCGAACUGCUAUGGCUUGGAGGACUCUGAAGGAACAAUCCAACUCAGCUUUUCUGGAUCUUAGCACUCAAGUCUGCGUGAACGUUAGGCGCGAAGAGGUCAUAUCCAACGCUAAGACCAAUUGGGAACUUCUUAGGUCACAGACCAGGUGUUUCAACAGCAAUGCCAGCAAAGCCAAUAGCAUCAAGAACGACCAAUUGAGGGGAUUCACUCUGCAGAACACCAAUGUCGUCGACGUGUCGAGGCUGAGGAGCUUAAAUCGUUCCAAGUCCAAAGACUUUGGUAGCCUGAGUUCCAUCAACGAACAUACUAUAGCGGCCAAAAAGAGCUGCACCAAGAGAAGCAGUUCGAUCGACAAUCUGCUGAAAAUUCCCAACUCGAAUUGCAUCGAGAAUCUCGAGUUCAAACUGCCGCCAAUUCUAGUUCCUAUUAUUGACAAUUUGACGAAUAAUCAGGCAACCAUCACGAAAGCCGCAGUCGCGAGCAAGAGCAAUUCCCAAACGACCCAAGAUUACUCCGAUUCGUCCGGCAGCGAUGCCGAGUCAUCCGAAAGUCACCGCAGCCUGAAGAGCAGUUUGCGCGAGCACCUCAUCAAGCUUGUCCGUCGCACGAACUCGGCCGACUGCGAGGCGAACGAUCUCGCCGUCGCGAUGAAGAACGACGAUCAGGCGAACAAUUUGUCGGCGAUCAGCGUGAAAACGCAAAACGAAGAGAAACAGAACGGCCAAGCCAAAUCGAUCAUUCGUUCGCGAUUAGACUCGAGCUCCAAAGGGAGUAGCUUGGACAACGGCGCCAAAUCGACUUUCGGCGCUGACUCGAGCAGCUCUUCGUUGUCCGGCUCGGACAGGCAUAGAGUUAACAGCGCGCAGGUGAAGAAGAUUGUUCACUACAAGAGCAACAGAGCCGCGACCGCGCGAGCAAAAUACAAAGCUACCACUGUACCAACUCCGCCGCCGCAGAUACCUCUGUCGAAAGAUAGGGAACAAGGUGGUGACUAUUUGGUGGAAAUCGUCGGACGUUGUCUGCACAUCUACGGCCAAGGAGCUUUGCGCUGCAUCGAUCGACAGUGGGACCCAUCGAAAGCCAGCGAGAUCAAUCUUGUCAAGUUCAAUUACGUGCACUUCAACGGCAUAGCCGGUGUCUUGGGCAAGCUCAAGCACAGAUUUCCGAAUGCCGAGCACUUUGUCUUCAAGGAGACCAACAUUAAUCAUCUAGGACAAAUCAAUGCACUGGCCGACACAGGCACCAUCAAUAGCAUACAAAUCGAAGCCGAGGGCAAUCCAAUUAUCUCAAAAAAUUGGAAAGAUUACGCAAUAUUCAGAUUGGCUCAUUGGGGCUUACAAUUAAUCAAUGGCUCACCGGUGACGGAAGAAAGCGUGAACGUGGCUAACGAGGAAUAUUCGGGAUUGGCUGACAUAGUGAUAUGGUCGAUACCGGAUGCACUUUUGCAACCAAUACUUCAUCGUUACCGUCUCGAACGAAUUCAAAAACAACAUGGGGAACAAUUAACUGCCAAACAGUUUUUAUUUAACAGUGAUCCAGCUAUCAAGACCGUCAUCGCUAAAGAGGCUUUGCUCUGGCGAAAAGGCAACAUAACUCAGGAUGAUUUGAUAUUGAGGCACAAAGGAAAAAUUCAUCUUUCACAAUCGAUCGACCAGACUAUCAGUGCGAUUCAGAAGUUGCAAACACUGAAUGAGGAAUGGCCUAGUAUUUUACAAGAAAUAGUUUACAGUACAUUAGUCGAUUACUCCGACAUGGGAGAAUACAUGAAACGCCGAAUCAAUGAACUUGAAAAUAUGUAG
Messenger RNA from Phymastichus coffea, 3123 nucleotides. Its product is annotated as leucine-rich repeat-containing protein 49. Lineage: Eukaryota; Metazoa; Arthropoda; Insecta; Hymenoptera; Eulophidae. The transcript has 7 exons. The record is from RefSeq and is a predicted model, not a curated record. Bases 286 to 3123 code for a protein of 945 amino acids. Gene Ontology annotation, molecular function: protein binding.